This is a messenger RNA of Spodoptera frugiperda (fall armyworm), 498 nucleotides long. RefSeq lists its product as uncharacterized. The record is from RefSeq and is a predicted model, not a curated record. Bases 1 to 498 code for a protein of 165 amino acids. The transcript has a single exon. Lineage: Eukaryota; Metazoa; Arthropoda; Insecta; Lepidoptera; Noctuidae.
AUGACGGAGUGGAAAAUACGACUUGCGCAACCUAGUGCAGGGCACGCCAUUAUAGCGGCUGUAAGUCCCGUUAUUGAGGCGUGGAUCGGCAGAGGGCAUGGUGUCCUAACCUUCCGGAUAACGCAGGUACUUUCCGGACAUGGCUGCUUUGGAAAGUACUUGUGUCGCAUAGGCCGGGAGCAGACAUCGGUGUGUCAUCACUGCGAUGGUGGUUUAGAGAAUACGGCGCGGCAUACACUCGAAGAAUGUUCUGCAAGGGCAAAGCCGCGCCGUGAACUCAUCGCAGUACUUGGUGGGACAGACCUCUCACUGUCGACUGUUGUACAAGCUAUGGUCGACAGUGAGAGUGCAUGGGACGGAGUCGCUUCCUUCUGUGAACAAGUCAUGUUGACAAAGGAAGCGGCUGAAAGGGAGAGGGAGUUAACAUCUUUUCCCUCCCGCCGUAGACGCGCCGAUCGUCAGCGCCGUGAGGCGGCAGCCGAUCUACGACCUCCAUAG